Drechmeria coniospora is the source of this 318-nucleotide messenger RNA. RefSeq lists its product as uncharacterized. The record is from RefSeq and is a predicted model, not a curated record. The transcript has 2 exons. Bases 1 to 318 code for a protein of 105 amino acids. NCBI's taxonomy places the organism in Eukaryota, Fungi, Ascomycota, Sordariomycetes, Hypocreales, Ophiocordycipitaceae.
AUGGAUGUUCACUAUAUCCGAUUCCAGGGUGAAGACGGAAGGGAAAUAUCUUGCCUUCUUGGCGAGAAUAAGGCGGCGAACUUGCAUCACCUGGUGCGUAUCACGCCCUCGAAUUCGCGUAUGGUGAAGCAUUUGGACGAAUCGCAGCGAGCGAUGCUUGCAAAUAUGCCCGGUUUCCAGACGGAAAAGGUGGGAUGCGUAAUGGCCGACGGAUAUGAAGCUGUUCAGCUGUCCUUGAUUGUCGCCACGUUUCUCCUUGGACAACCCAACUCUGAAAUGGCCAGAGAGCAGUGGAAACACGAACUGGGCUACGCGUAA